AGUUUUAUAAAAAUAAUCAUUAAUUUCAUGUGGUUAGGAUAUAGUCUUGGAUUUUGAAGAAUGUUAACUAUUCCUGAUCAAAAUGUAACAAAAAUUUUAGUGAACACCACUGUAUUCAUCUGACAAGUUUUGUCUGUUUUCAAAACUGGAAUUAGUACUUCGAAAUCGACUUCUCUUUUUCCAAAAAGAAACGUUUUUGGACCGAUUCUAGUCGAUAAAGAGAAUACUAGAAAACGCAAAGGAAUGAAAAUCUAUAAAUGGCUUACGUGUUUACAUUAAAUUGACAUCAUCGACGUGUGAGUUCGCCAAAUCCAGUUCAUUUCUCAUCAAGGGAUUUAUGCCUUUUCUGCAUAUUUAAUAAGAUAUUUUCUUGUCAGAUUAAUAUAAUAUAACGUUCUUAAAAGUCUAAUCUAAGUGAAUGUAAGGAAUGAAAGGACAACAUAUAUUUAAAUAACUUUAUCAAAUGUUUUGUUUUUCUUUUAUGAUAGUAUUCAACAUAUUUUAAUUCUGGAUAUAGUAGAAAACAAAUUUAUAUAUCAGCAGUCUAGAAAUAUCUUGGACAACACUAAAAAGUGAAUAUGUCAUGUUCCAAAACUGGGUGAAAAAUGUUCCAAUAAAAAAAUGUUCCUCAUAAAAUGUGUUAUUUUCAAUCAAGCUUAAAAAUGAAAAAACUAUGAAAUCUAUGUCGAAUAAAGUCCCUAAACACCUGUUUUUCAACCAUUCAUAAUAAUGCAGCGGAAUUCACAAAUCACCAAAAUUUAAAUAGGUUGGAAGCCGGAUAUUUUGACAGUUCUUUUUCUGUUGCUCCGGUAACCAAACACUAAACAGCAACAAAUAAAUCAACAGAAGUCUUGUCACUGACGGUACUGCUAUUUUUCUCUUAUGUAGUGAAUUUCUGAUAAAAUGACUCUUUAUUUCGAGAACGCCUUGAGAUCAGGAGAAUUGAGUUCUAUCAGUUUAAACGUUAAAUGGCAUCCAAAUGCAACCUUUUUGGCAGUUGCUAGUUUCUCACAAGAGAAAGGAGGUUUUGUCACUGUAUUCGAUGAAUUGGGUGACUCACUCAAAGAAAAUAAUUAUCCUUUUCAUCGAAACUAUCAAAUAACUUCUUUUGCUUGGCAUCCAGAAUUAAUCAGUCUGGCCACAGGAUGGGAGAAUGGUGAACUCAAAAUUUGGAAUGAAUCAGAAAACGAUUUUCUGAAUUUAACUGGCCUACACAAAUCUCCCAUUACACAUGUUGAGUAUAGUGAGAAAGGUGGUCGCUUAGUCUCAUGUGAUUCUAGUGGUUCAUUGGUGGGUUGGAAAGUGGACAAUAAAGGACAAGCUGCCACUGUUUUUCAUCUAGAUGUCAAAGAAUGUAUUACCCAUAUAACUUUUCGAACCACUAUCAAGCAUCCCGAAUUUGACGUCAAAGGAUUAGCAAAAGCUGCUGUAAAUGGAGAUGAACAAGCUUUGGACAUCUUCAGUAACUGGAGACCGAAAACCACUGCACGAAAAUUCAGAGUUCAAGAGGGAUUGGACAAUAUGUGCUUCUUUGUUGGAACACAAGUUGGGUCUCUAUAUUAUGUCAACAAUGGUGGUUCUUGUACAGAAGUAUUGAAUACAGAAGGUGUACCAUUAACAAAUGUACUGUAUCAUUAUUCUAAAGAUGUAGUAGUGGUUAUGAUGGAAGGACUUACAAUUGGCCAUUUCUCUGUGGAUCAGCAGGGUAACCUCACUGAAGUGGCUAAGGUAAAAUUAAAUGGAAAAAUUCAAGGCCGUAGCGAUUUUAGCCAAAGGAUAGCAUGGGCUGGAGGAGAUUCACUUGCAAUUUUAACAGGAGAUUUAACUGUGAGGAUUUGGGACGUUGAAACAAAUGAUAAUUUUAUAAUGCCCACUACAAUGAAACUUUACGUUAAUGAAGAGAAAACGCGCCAAACAAAUGAAAAUUUCUGUUGUAUUUCCUAUUGUAAAUUGAACCAAACCAUUUGCGCUGGCACAAAUUUGGGAAAAAUCUACUUCUGGACCAAAAAGCAAGUGCAAACUGAAGGAGAAACUUCAGAUGGACUCUGGGAGUUGAAUAACAUUAAUAAUAUAGGUGGCACAGUCAAACAUUUGGUAUGGGGUUCUGUUCAAUUGAAACUACCCUUACUUUGCGUGAAUUGUGUAACUUCUGUUUACAUAAUGAAGGAACAGAAUAUAGGAACAGCUUUCUCUCCCAGGAUUUGGGCCACCCAAAAGACAGCUUCACAAGUUUUACUGGAAUCGGAAAGCAGUGAUCAUUUACUUACAAUCGAGCAUCAAGUGACUGACAUGUCGAUUAAUGAAAAAAAUUUGAUAUGUACCAACGGUAGAAUCAUAUCAACUUUCAAGAUUACAUGGAAGGAAAAUUCUAUUGAUGUCUCGAAGACUUCAGAAAAAUCUCACAUCAAUGAGUUUUCGUUGGAAAAAAUAUCUAGCUUCAACUGUGACAAUGAUUUAGUAAUCAUUCAUAACGAUCAUGUAAUUGUUCUCUCACUGAAAGGAGUUGCUGUGAAAGAUUUAUCCGGAAAUAAUAUCCAUAACAUUCUGAAUAAUUCUUCAGAAGGAGAAGCCAUAGGUAUCGAUGUCAAUUCUAAUUACCUCACUAUUUUCACAUUGGAAGGUUUCCUGAAAAUAUACGAUUUAUCUCAUACUCCACCCAAGCUGCUGAUUCCUCCACAAAAUCUAGUGGAGAUUGUACCGGAUUUUGGAGAAAUAAUUCAAGCUAAAUGUAAUGCCAAUGCUACUCAAGUUGCCAUGACUUUAGCCGGUACAAAUCUAAUACCAGACGGAAAGCUCUACAUAUGGGACAUCGAUAGCAAUACAUUAUUCAAUUAUGAUUUUCGAAAAUCCUACGAUGAAGUUGAAAAUGAGGACGAUGAUGGUUAUGAAGCCUCCCACAAAGAAACGGGUGACGAAAAGGUUAACUCCAGUUACCCAGAAAUAUGUCAGAAUCGGAUACCUCUGUCAUUAUUCUGGGAUAAGAACGAUCCAAGGUUACUCAUUUGUAACGCUAAAAGAUUGAAGUAUGGUUGGUCCAAUAAGAAUUCCGAGAAGAAAUCUGGUGCGGGACAUAAAAAAUUGCUUCAAGAUGAGGAACAUAUUGUUAUCUCCAUGUUCAUUUCUUCUGAAAAUGGGAUUAAAAUGCAUGAUAUCCAAGCAAUAGAUGCCGAAAGUCGACUUGUUGACAUUUCUACACCUUAUAUUAUUAUUCUGGAAAAACUUGCUCUAGUCAAAGAAGUCUUGGGCGAUUUUGUUGGGUUGGAAAAAUGUGAUAAAAUAACUAGAGAAGCGGUAUUGGAUUUCAGUUAUUACCUCAGUUUAGGUAAUAUGGAUGCAGCCUUCAAAUCAAUAAAACUGGUACAUAGUUCAGGGGUUUGGAACAGCUUGGCAAGAAUGUGUGUCAAAACGAGAAGAUUGGAUGUUGCCGGAGUGUGUCUAGGUCACAUGGGAAAUGCUAAGGCGGCAAGAAAUCUUAGAUUGGCAAUGGCUGACACCAGUUUACCCAUAGAAGCGCAGAUAGCGGUUUUAGCUAUUGAAUUAGGCAUGAUUGAUGAAGCGGAACAACUUUACAAGCAAUGCGAGCGAUAUGAUUUGCUCAAUCAACUUUAUCAAGAUCAAGAUAAAAUGGAAGAAGCUUAUUCAAUUGCUUCAACAAAAGACAGAAUACAUUUGAGAAACACAGAGCAUAUGUGGGCCAAAUCUCUCGAACAGGCUGGUGAUUUCAAGGAGGCUGCUUCAAAAUAUGAAAAAGCCAAUACCCAUAGAGUUGAGGUUCCAAGAAUGCUAGUGGAUCAGCCUGAAGAACUUCAGAAAUAUAUGUCCAAUACUAAUGAUCCGGAGUUAUUGAAGUGGUGGGGAAAAUACGUAGAGUCCCAAGGAGAUAUGUCAACAGCUCUGAAGAUCUAUUCUAAAGCAAAUGAAGUAUAUUCACAAGUUCGUGUUUUGUGCUACUUAGGUGAAGAAGCGAAGGCAGCAGAAAUAGCAAGACAGUCAUUAGAUAAGGCAGCAUUUUAUCAUAUGGCACGACAUUACGAAACAGUUGGCAACAAUGAAAACGCUAUUAAUUUCUUUGUGAAGGCAAAUGCUUACAGUAAUGCUAUUCGCUUAUGUAGAGAAAAUCAUAUGGCUGACGAAUUGUGGAAUAUUGGUCUAGUUGCUUCUAAUCGCGAAAAAAUCGAAUGUGCUCGAUAUUUUGAAGAGAUCGAUAACUUAGAGAAGGCUGUUGUACUCUAUCAUAGAUCUGGAAUGUUGCACAAAGCCCUUGACCUGGCAUUCAAAUCAAAUCAAUAUGACAUUCUGCAACAGAUUGCUACAGACUUAGAUGCUGACUCAGAUCCUGCUUUAGUUCAAAAGUGUGCGGAUUAUUUUGUGAAUAACGAACAAUUCGAUAAAGCUGUGGAUCUCUUAGCUGUCGGGAAGAAGUUCGAAGAAGCCAUUACUCUUUGUACAACUCAUAAUGUACAAUUAACGGAAGACUUGGCUACAAAGUUAACCCCUGAUAAGGAUCAGGUCGAUGAAGAGACCAGGAUUCGAAUACUUGAAACAUUGGCUGAAAGCUUAAUGCAACAAGGAAGCUACCAUUUGGCAGCACAAAAAUUCACACAAUCUGGGGAUAAGAUAAAAGCCAUGAAAGCCCUGUUGAAAUCUGGAGACACCGAUAGAAUUAUUUUCUUUGCAUCUGUCUCAAGAAAAAAAGAGGUUUAUAUUAUGGCUGCCAAUUAUUUGCAAACGGUGGAUUGGCAAAACGAUCCAGAAAUUUUGAGGAACAUCAUUACUUUCUAUUCAAAAGCUAAAUCCUUAGCUUUAUUAGCUAACUUUUAUGUAGCUUGUGCUCAAGUAGAAAUUGAUGAAUUUCAGAACUAUGAAAAGGCUUAUGAAGCCUUCAUGGAAGCAGGUGCCUGUCUUUCAAAAAUAUCCGCACCAAAAGAUCCUAAACAACACGAAAGAAUUACAGAAGUAAUAAAACAAAGGAGUGCUAUCAUAAAAAGAUUUGUGGACAUUAAAAAGUUAUUUGAGAGAGGUGAUAUACAAACAGGACUGACCCAGUGUAGGCAACUUCUAGAAAUUGAAUCAGAAGAAUUGGAAGUAGCAGUCAGAAGAGGCGACAUAUAUGCACAAAUGAUAUACCAUAGUAUUAAAACAUCGAAUUUCACAGUUGCGAAGCAAUUGUUUGAUGAAUUCAAGCAGGUUCUUAAUGCUUCUUCCAACAACACUAUAACUUAUUAUUUGAGUAAAGAUCUCUUGGAAGCUUUGGCGAACGGAUUAAACAUACCUGUUUCUUAUCUUGUUCCUUCUCUAACCAAAGUUAAACAUACAGAUAAAGAUGAAGGUGAAAUCGAAGAGGUAAUUGAAGAAUAAUAAGCUUUAAAUACAUUGUUAUAUAUUACAAGCAAUACUUGUUAUGUGUUACAUUAAUAUUAAUGUUUAAAAUUCA
This is a messenger RNA of Harmonia axyridis, 5434 nucleotides long. RefSeq names its product intraflagellar transport protein 140 homolog (gene rempA). Gene Ontology annotation, cellular component: intraciliary transport particle A; axoneme; ciliary basal body. The transcript has 16 exons. Gene Ontology annotation, biological process: intraciliary retrograde transport. Lineage: Eukaryota; Metazoa; Arthropoda; Insecta; Coleoptera; Coccinellidae. The record is from RefSeq and is a predicted model, not a curated record. The coding region runs from base 904 to 5358 and encodes 1484 amino acids. Gene Ontology annotation, molecular function: protein binding.